AUGGCGCGUGCGUCUGGGCUGUCUGGGCUGUCAACGCCCACGUCGCUAAAGCUUGUCGCAGGGGCGAUACUUUUCGCAACACUCUUCGCGACAACAAGCUCGCAGAUCGCCGGCGACCCUUGCCCCGGUUCCAACGAGUGCCCCAGCAAGAAGGGAUGCUUCGCGAAGGGCGAUUACUGCGACGGCGUGAAGAACUGCGCGGACGGCAGCGACGAGUGGCCCUGGCUCUGUAAUUUCGACAUGGACUGUGGCGCGCUCAAUGCUACUCACAUUCUCUGUCCAGAUGCCCCAAGCGUUUGCGUCCUGCCCGGACAAUUCUGCGAUGGGAAAACCGACUGCCCGGACUCACUGGACGAAAAUCCCAAGUUCUGCUCGAAUUUCACCUGCCCGAGGAACAACAUCCGCUGCCCGGGGCUCAGCAUGUGCAAGCCAAACGGAACCCUCUGCAACGCGGUGCCCGACUGCCCUGCGAAGACAGCUGGCGGCAAGCCAGUGGACGAGGACCCGGCGUUCUGCAAGCGUUACGUUUGCCCCAAGGGGUUCUCCAAGUGCAGUGACAAAUUGCAGUGUGUUGACGAUGUGCUUCGCUGCAACGGCGUUGCCGACUGCAAAGAUGGUAGCGAUGAAGUGGGGUGUGAGAAGUGGAUCUGCACCAAAGGGUACCGCAAGUGCCGGAACCAGUUACAAUGCGCUUUGAAGAUCAAUUGGUGCAACAAAGUGCCUGACUGCAAAGAUGGGAGCGAUGAGGACAGAUGUGACAUUCCACCCGCGCCCCCUAAGGCCCCAUCCACGGGUCCCCCCAAGGCUCCUCCUAAGGCUCCCCCCAAGGCUCCUCCCAAGGCCCCACCCAAGUCUUCUAAACCCCAGCACCUCCAGAUCACACGUCAUUUCCACCUGACUAAUCCCCUCCUCAACCGCACCUCCCUCCCCUCAAUGGAGUGCUUUCCGCAGCCUUCUCUAGCCUCUGCUGCCCGCUGCCUUCUCUCCCCGUCAUUCCCCCAUUUCCCACUAAACUUCCCCCUUACCUUCCCGCCCACCACCAUCUCAUCUUCACCCUGCAAAGGGGUUCCUGGCAGCAGCGUUGACCCCUGCCCCGGUGCCAACCAGUGUCCCAGCAAGGCGGGAUGCUUCAGCCGGGGCGACUACUGCGACGGGGUGAAGAACUGCGCAGACGGCAGCGACGAGUGGCCGUGGAUAUGCAGCUUCGACAUGGACUGUGGCGCGCUCAACGCCACGCACGUCCUCUGCCCGGACUCCCCCAGCGUCUGCAUCCUUCCCGGGCAGUACUGCGACGGAAAAACCGACUGCCCGGACGCGCUCGACGAAAACCCCGGCUUCUGCGCGAAUUUCACCUGCCCGAGAAACAGCCUCCGCUGCCCGGGGCUGAGCACGUGCAAGCCGGGAGGAGCGCUGUGUAACGCCGUCCCCGACUGCCCGGGAAAACUUGCUGGGAGUGUGGCUGUGGAUGAAGAUCCGGCCUUCUGCCGGGGAUAUACUUGCCCGAAGGGGUCCUCUAAGUGCAGUGAUAACCUGCAGUGUGUGGAUGAUGUGUUGCGGUGCAAUGGAGUGAAGGAAUGCAAGGAUGGGAGUGACGAGGUGGGGUGUGACAAGUGGAACUGCACCAAGGGGUUCCGCAAGUGCAAGGACCAGCUGCAGUGCGUGUCCAAGCUCAACUGGUGCAACAAAGUUGCCGACUGCAAAGAUGGCUCUGAUGAGGCAACCUGCGUUCCCCUCAGCACCCCAGAUGGCACCGGCAGCGGCACUUUUGGCCCUGGCAGUGGCGGUAGUGGUGCCGGCAAACCAGGGACCGGCGGCACUGGCAGUGGCGGCAGUGGUGCCGGUAAGCCAGGAGGGGGCACUAGCACUGGCAGUGGCAGUGGUGCUGGUAAGCCAGGGGGCACUGGCAGUGGCGGCAGUGGUGCCGGUAAGCCAGGAGGGGGCACUGGCACUGGCAGUGGCAGUGGUGCUGGUAAGCCAGGGGGCACUGGCAGUGGCGGCAGUGGUAGUGGUGCUGGCAAACCAGGCGGGGGAAGUGGGAGUGGCAGUGGUGCUGGCAAGCCAGGGGGAAGAAGCGGCAGUGGGGGAAGCGGCAGUGGUGCCGGCAAACCAGGGGGCGGUGGGGGCAGUGGCAGUGGUGGCAGUGGCACCAGCAAGCCAGGGGGUGGCAGUGGCGGGGGGGGCAGUGGUAGUGGUGCCGGCAAACCAGGGGGCGGCAGUGGCAGUGGGGGCAACAAAGGUGGUGGCACUGGCAGCGCGGGAGGCAAGACCAGCGGAUCCGGCUCCUCGGGGAGUUCCUCUGGGGGUUCUGUGAAGAAACCCUCUCCACCCAAGUCAACCCCUCCUAAAACAUCCCCUAAGCCACCUGCCAAAUCCCCCCCGAAACCGCCCCCUAAGACCUCUCCCAAGCCCCCGACUAAGCCGGGCACCAAGCCCCCUGCUAAGAACCCUCCCCGCACGCAGGGUCCCUCGACUGGAGGGUCGUCGUUGGACUCUGGUACUCGUAAGAAUGUUGCACCCAAGUAUCCCGAUGAGAAGAAUGAUGGCAAGAGGAGCAUUACCAUCACCAUUCGACUCUGA
This is a messenger RNA of Closterium sp. NIES-65, 2577 nucleotides long. Lineage: Eukaryota; Viridiplantae; Streptophyta; Zygnematophyceae; Desmidiales; Closteriaceae. The record is from the annotation of a GenBank genome assembly.